Molecule: messenger RNA, 396 nt
Organism: Paramuricea clavata
Lineage: Eukaryota; Metazoa; Cnidaria; Anthozoa; Malacalcyonacea; Plexauridae
Source: the annotation of a GenBank genome assembly
AUGGAUAGCCAAACGAUAAAAUGGCUAGUUUUUAACGGAAAAGCUGAAAACUACCCAGCAUGGAGCACAAAGUUCACCGCGUAUAUGCAAACGAAAGGUUUAUACAAAGCGCUUCUCGGGAAAGAAGUCGCACCGGAAGAGAUAGCACCGCUAGCAGGGGAUGCUUCAGACGAGCAGAAGGCCGAACGGGAGGCAAAAGUUCAACAAAGAAAUAAACAAAUCGAAGAAAUUGAAGAAAGAAAUAAUACGGUAUGGUGUCAUAUUGCUUUAGCCCUCGACAAUAAUAGUCUUUUAUAUAUAAGACAUGAUUGCCUGUCAUCAGAUGGUGUUGGGGACGGGGCAAAGGCGUGGCGUUUGCUACAGCAGAGAUAUUCCAACGUGGAAAAGCCAACUGUA